Molecule: messenger RNA, 25531 nt
Organism: Elgaria multicarinata webbii
Lineage: Eukaryota; Metazoa; Chordata; Lepidosauria; Squamata; Anguidae
Gene: MACF1
Product: microtubule actin crosslinking factor 1
Exons: 96
Coding region: 140-23308 (7722 amino acids)
Biological process (GO): intermediate filament cytoskeleton organization; wound healing
Cellular component (GO): intermediate filament; cytoplasm; membrane
Molecular function (GO): calcium ion binding; structural molecule activity; microtubule binding
Source: RefSeq, a predicted model, not a curated record
GUGCGUGUGUGUGAGCCUGCCUGCAUUAGUGUGUGUUUUUAAAAUGUGCAUCUAAUCUGAUGAAGCGGCGGCUGGGAUUUAUCCAGGAGCCCAGUGCCAGCUUAGCUGCAUUGUCACGGGUGUCUUGCGCACCAGGGAGAUGGGGAAUACUCUUGGUUGUGUUAAAGAGCCGAAAGAGCAAGCCGGGGAGGCGGGGAAUGCUCCCCUCUCCCCCAAAAGAAAAGCCCGCUUCAAACGCAAGAGGAAGGGGAAGAAGAGGAUGGCUCCAGAGAAGGCUGAUCUGGUGCUGGAGGGACCCUCCAAAGGGGCUGAGAUUGAUGCUGAAGAAGAAGAGAAGGAGGAGGAGGAGAAGGAAAAGGAGGCAGUAAAGAAGUUCAGAGUCUCUCCCUUGCAGGAGGAAGGGAAGGACGUUGUCAGGAGCUUGCACCUAAAUGCAGCCUCAUGUGGCGAGGCUUGUCCCACUUUGGAACCGGAACGUCCAGAGCAAGGGCAAGUUGUGCAGGUGAGGGAGAGAUUCCAAGGGAAACUUGAGCGAGCUCACCUGGUGACUGGAAAUGCCUCCCCUGGGUCUGGAACUCCGGGAGACCUUCUAGAAGGGGGCACCACUGUCAUUGCCCGCCUGCUUGACAACCCAGCAGAGCAGAACCGUGAAAAGGUGGCGAGCCAGCUGGUUGCCUUUCAGAGGCCAGGUUCUGGCAACAGCCGAGCCAUUCUGUUGCCUUUGCAAUGGGAAGUGUCGGCCGAAGGACCCCAGGAGGAUGACACAGACACGGUGGUAGUGGUGUGCAGGACUUGGGAGCAACCAAAGUUGGAGACCCCCUCAACUCUGGCUGAAGAGUCCCCCGAGGCCUGGAAUAGUGAAGAAGGAAAUGAAAGCUUAUCAAGUGCUACGUGGGCCGCUUCUUGGACAGCGGAGAAAGGCACCAUCUCAGAGCUGUCCACGCCAUCACCCUUGGUGGAUCAGAUGGACACCCAAGCCACAGAGAAGCCUCCACGGCUGCCAUUGGCACAAGAGCCACUUGUUGGCAAGGGGGCAGAUGGCACCUGGUCAAAGCUGCCUGCCUCCCAAAGCAAGUCGUCCUUCAGUGGGUCAACCUCGAGCACCUUCCAGUGUUCCUCAGGAUAUGGGAGUGACUCCACUCACCAGCAGGUCAAGGUGACCCGGGCCAACAGGAAACCCAUGUUGCUCUGUGCAGAUGGCCCCACUUCCUCGGUGGGAGAAGACCUUGAAUGGAGGAUGACGACAAAGGAGAACAUUAGGCCAACUGAAGGAGGGAUCUCCGACAUCUACAUCAGCGGAGAGUCAGGGGACAUGUCCGCCAAAGAGAAGCUCCUCCUAUGGUCGCAGAAGGUGACUGCAGGUUAUGUGGGUGUGAAGUGCACCAACUUCUCAUCCUGCUGGAGCGAUGGAAAGAUGUUCAAUGCUAUUAUCCACAGAUACAGGCCAGAUCUAGUGGAUAUGGAGAGGGUUCAGAUUCAGAGCAGCCGAGAUAAUCUGGAACAGGCCUUCGAGAUUGCCGAGCGUCUUGGGGUCACCAGGUUGCUGGAUGCAGAAGAUGUUGAUGUCCCCUCACCAGAUGAAAAGUCUGUAAUAACUUAUGUGUCUUCAAUUUACGAUGCCUUUCCUAAAGUCCCAGAGGGAGGAGAAGGGAUCACGGCCACCGAGGUGGACACAAGGUGGUUAGAAUACCAGAACCAUGUGGAGACACUCAUCUCCUGGAUCAAGCAGCACACGAUAAUGAUGUCUGACAAAUCUUUUCCCCAGAACCCUGUAGAACUCAAGGCACUUUAUAACCAAUACAUCCACUUCAAAGAAACAGAAAUCCCAGCAAAACAGCGAGAAAAAAGAAGCAUUGAAGAGUUGUAUAAACUGCUGGAGACCUGGAUUGAAUUUGGCCGCAUUAAGCUGCCGCAGGGCUACCACCCCAAUGAUGUGGAGGAAGAGUGGGGCAAGCUCAUCAUAGAAAUGCUGGAGCGCGAGAAGUUGCUGCGGCCGGCCGUGGAAAGGUUGGAGCUUCUACUACAGAUAGCAAACAAAAUUCAGAAUGGAACUCUCAGCUGUGAGGAGAAACUCACCCUGGCGAGGAACACACUGCAAGCUGAUGAAUCGCACCUGGAGUCGGGUCAGUCAGUACAGUAUGAAUCCGAUGUCGUCAUGUACCUCCAGGAGAGUGAAGGGCUCAUCCGCCAACUACAGGUGGAUAUUCAGAUACUCCGGGAAGCGAACUACUACCAGUUGGAGGAGCUAGUCUUCAAGAUUGUGAGGCUUAAAGAUGAGCUGGUUACCUUGAGGCUGGAAUGCACCAACCUUUACCGGAAAGGGCACUUUUCCUCCCCCUCCUCCUUGGACUUGGUCCAGCCUUCCUCCUUGAGCACCAGGCACCUUAAGGUUGAGCCCUUACCGAAAGGAACGCACACUACUACCACCACUGCCUCUACCUCCUGGUUCCGGAAGCCAAUGACACGCACAGAAUUGGUAGCCAUUUCCUCUUCUGAAGAUGAGGGAAAUCUCCGGUUUGUGUACGAGCUGCUCUCUUGGGUGGAAGAGAUACAGAUGAAGCUGGAGCGAGCCGAAUGGGGGAGCGACCUGCCCAGUGUAGAAUCCCAAUUGGAGGUCCAGCGCCACGUCCACAGCAGCGUAGAAGACCUGGGCUCCAGUGUGAAAGAUGCCAGGAUGUACGAGGGUAAAAUGUCUCCAAAUUUCCGCACUAGCUACACAGAGACUCUUAGUAAGCUGGAGACCCAGUACUGCAAACUGAUGGAAACGUCCAGUUUCCGACUGCGUCACCUCCAAAGCUUGUACGAGUUCGUGUCUCGAGCGACAACUGAAUUAAUUUGGCUAAACGAAAAGGAAGAGGAAGAACUGGCAUAUGACUGGAGUGACAAUAAUCCCAACAUGGCUGCCAAAAGGAAUUAUUUCUCAGAGCUCACAAUGGAGCUGGAGGAGAAGCAGGAUGUGUUCUGCUCUCUGCAAGACACAGCCGAGAUGUUAUCAUUGGAGAAUCACCCGGCCAAGCAGACUGUGGAGGCAUACAGUGCAGCGGUGCAGACACAGUGGCAAUGGAUCAAGCAGCUGUGCUUGUGUGUGGAUGAGCACGUGAAGGAGAACACCGCUUACUUCCAGUUCUUCAGUGAUGCCCGAGAUUCGGAGACAUACUUGAGGAACCUCCAGGACACCAUCAAAAGGAAGUAUUCUUGUGACCACAACACCAGCCUGACACGCUUGGAGGAUCUGCUCCAGGAUUCUAUGGAUGAAAAGGAGCAGCUGAUCCAGUCCAAGAGUUCUGUUGCCAGCUUAGUGGGUAGGUCCAAAGGCAUUGUCCAGCUUAAGCCACGAAACCCCGAUCACGUUUUGAAGAACACCAUCUCUGUGAAGGCCGUCUGUGACUAUCGACAAAUUGAGAUCACCAUCUGCAAAAACGAUGAGUGUGUCCUGGAAGAUAAUUCUCAGCGGACGAAAUGGAAAGUGAUCAGCCCCACCGGGAAUGAGGCCAUGGUCCCCUCUGUUUGCUUCUUGGUCCCCCCUCCCAACAAAGAGGCUGCUGACGUGGCCAACAGGGUUGAACAGCUGUACCAGAAGGUGAUGGCCCUGUGGCACCAGCUCCAUGUCAACAUGAAGAGCCUUGUCUCCUGGAACUAUUUGAGGAAGGACAUCUCUUUGGUGCAAAGCUGGAAUAUGGAGAAGCUCAGGGCCUUGGUCCCGGGGGAAUGCCACCAAUCCAUGAGGAGCCUGCAGGUGCACUACGAGGACUUCUUGGAGGACAGCCGGGAUUCAGAGCUCUUCUCCGUAGCUGAUCGCCUGCGCCUGGAGGAAGAAGUGGACUCUUGCAAGGAGCAUUUCCAGCAGCUUUUGCAGUCAAUGGAAAAUGAAGACAAAGAUGAGACUGCCUCUCGGACAUACCUCUCUGAGCUGAAGAACAUCCGCCUCCACCUGGAUGAAUGUGAGCAGCGGCUGGUGGGCACCAUUCGGACAGUGAGCAGCACCAGGACGGAUGGGGAUGCCUUGCAGGAAAACACGUUUCGGAUUGCUGAGCAGGAGCGAUUGAAGGACGAUUUGCAUCGUUUGAAGACUGACAUGGAGCAACUCUCGGAGAGAUGCAGUAUUUUCUUGCACAAGUCUCCAACGGGAUCCAGCACCCCACAUCUUCGUUCUGAGCUUAACCUGCUGGUGGAAAAAAUGGACCAUGUCUAUGGGCUCUCCUCUGUCUACCUGGAUAAGCUAAAGACGGUUGAUGUCAUCAUUCGCAAUACCCAAGGAGCCGAGUCCUUGGUCAAAGGCUACGAGGCUAAAUUGAGUCAAGAGGAGGCUGUGCCUGCUGACCUAAGGGCCAUCCAGUCUCAUCGAGCCACGUUACAGCAAUGGAUCGGCGAAGUGAAUGAAAAAAACGCUGUCUUUGCAAUGCUGGAAGAUGACUUGGCAAGGGCUAAAGUUGUGGCAGACCAGCUGUACCGUUUGAAACAGGAGCGCAGUCUGGACCUGGAACGUUACCAGGAGAAAGGCACGCAGCUGUGGGACCGCUGGCAGAGGGUCAGCCUGCAGAUUGAGACUCGCCAAUCAGAGCUGGAGAGUAUUGAGGAAGUAUUGAGCGAUUACCGGAACUGUCAUGGGGCACUAAUUCAGUGGAUUGAGGAGACCACAAUCCAGCAGGAACUGAUGAAACCUGGACAAGCGGAAGACAGCAGGGUCCUCUCAGAGCAACUCAGCCAACAGAUGGCACUGUUUGCUGAAAUAGAGGCGAAUCAAACCAAACUGGACCAGUGUCAGAAGCUUUCUCAGCAGUAUUCAGCUGCUGUCAAGGACUAUGAGUUGCAGUUGAUGACGUACCGUGCCUUUGUGGAAUCUCAGCAGAAGUCUCCCAUGAAGCGCCGGCGCAUGCUUUCCUCCUCUGAUGCCAUCACGCAGGAGUUCAUGGAUUUGCGGACGCGAUACACAGCCCUGGUCACAUUGACCACGCAGCACGUGAAGUACAUCAGUGACGCCCUCCGGCGCCUGGAAGAGGAAGAAAAAGUUGUGGAGGAAGAGAAGCAAGAACAUGUGUACAAGGUGAAGGAACUCCUGGGCUGGGUCACAAAUUUUAAGCAGAGUGCGCAGUUCAAAAGCAUCCCACCGAAGAGCAAAGAGCUAGGCGAUAUUGAGAAGUCCAUCUCGGAGCAGCAGGUUCUAAAUGAAGAAUUGGCCGCGAAGAAGGAGCAGGUCUCGGAAGCUGUCAAAACUGCCCAGAUCUUCCUCGCAAAGCACAGCCACAAGCUUUCUGGUCAGGAGAAGGAACACAUUUUGACCCAGCUGAAUGCCCUUAAGGAGACUUAUGCUCAGCUCUGCUCUGAGUCUGCGGAACAGCUCCAACAGCUGCAGAGUCACAUGGCCCAGGAGACAGCCCAUAAGGGAAGUGAGGUUGUUGCAGGAGUGCUAGACCUUGGGACGAUGGAAGUCUUACCUGUUUUUGGGGCCAUGCAGAAAGGUCUCCUAGACCAAGAAACAGGCCUUCUACUGUUGGAAGCCCAAGUGAUCUCAGCUGGCCUUCUGGUUCCCAAUACUAAUGAAAAGCUCUCUUUGAUGGAAGGCCUGGCAAGAGGCAUCAUAAACUGCAGGACCAACCAGGUGCUGCAGGAACUGCAGAGUGCAAUCCAGCUGAUAGACAACACUGAUCUGAAAGGCAAGCCAUUUCUUCCAGUUGUGGUGGCAAUGGAAGAUGGAACAAUUAGCGAAAGCAUUGGGCUAAAAAUCUUAGAAAUGCAGCUUCUUACUGGGGGGUUCAUAGACCCUUCCGGUCAUGGAAGAAUAAGCUUAGAAGAGGCACUUCAAAGAGGUAUCAUUACCACACGUCUUCAUGGGAAGUUGACAUCUGGCCUGAGAACUUGCAAUGUUUUGAUCGACCCCAAUUCAGCCAAGAAAAUUAGCUGGAAUGACUUGAUGCAGCAAUGCAUCCUUCACCAAGAGACAGGACUGAGGUUACUUCCAGUCAAACAGCUAGCAGGUGGGAUGGUGAGCUUAAAAUCAGGCCAGAAAGUGAACAUCUUCCGUGCAGUUCAGGAAGGGCUGAUAGAGAAGCAGGUAACAGUGAGGUUACUGGAAGCCCAGCUCUUUGCUGGUGGCAUUAUGGACCCUAAAAGUGGCCACCGAUUGACUGUGGAUGAGGCUGUAACACAUAAUUUGAUUGACCAAGAUCUGGCUUGUGCCCUUCUGGUCCAACAACUACAGACGGGUGGCAUCAUAGAUACGGUUACAGGAGAGAGGCUUUCGCUGGAUGAAGCAGUAAAAAAAAACUUGGUAACAUCAAGAAUUGCUGUGGUGAUCCUGGAAUCCCUUUGGUCAUUUAUGGGUCUUCUUUGGCCUGAGUCAGGUGAGAUUCUCUCUGUUGCAGAUGCACUGGAGCAGGGUAUCCUGUCUUCUGAGCUGGGCUAUAAAAUUCUUAGCAACAGGCAGUGCAUCAGGGCGCUUUAUAUACCAGAAACCAGGGAGAUCCUGUCUUGGCACAAAGCUGUUGACUGUGGGAUCUUGAACAAAGAUGUUGCUAAGAAACUAAAAUCGACCUGCCUUCUUGACAUCAUGCCAAAUAUGCCCUUAUCAGACUCCCCAAGCAGACUCAAAAGGAGCAUCUCUUUCUCAGAUAGCCCAAUGCAUCAUGAGGACCAAAGCACAUGUCCACUAAAAAGCUAUGAAGAACGGAUAUUGUUUAAUUUGAUGACCCACAGCUAUGUCAACAUCCACAAUGGCCAAAAAUUGCUUCUAGUAGAUGGGGAGCUAAGCAACCUUGUUGAAAUCCUUCUGCAGGCACACAAAAAUGGGUCUAACACUCACCCUCUAGAAGCUAGCAAUAACCAGCCCCAAGAAUGGGAUGAUGAGGAAGGGAUGAUUGCAACUCUGGAAGCUGAACCUUGUAAUGACUUAGCUUUGGAGAAGUUCAGAUUUAAUUCUUCACCAGAAAAAGAGCUUGAGAGAAAUCUGUCAUCGGACAUUUGUCCACCCACUGAAAAGUUUGAAAUGGAAAUUAGAUAUCUUCCAGUGAAAAAUGUAGAAAGAAGUGUGAAUGUGAAGAAGCAGGAGAAGGAAGUGGACCUUGCAGAAGACUUCGAAGGUGAAAUGGAUGACCCCAGAAGAGGGCAAGAACUGAUUAUCAUCCAGGGCAGGAGUGAAUUGGAAUGGCCAUUGUGCAAAUCCAUAAAGGAUUCUGACUUUGAAAGAGAACUUCCAAAUAUGGAGGUCACAUGGGAAGAUACUAAAUUUGCAAAACAACCAGCAGAAGAGGAGAAUAUGCUUUUGAAAGAGCAGGAGAGAAUCUCUGAAAUCAGAAGAAAUGAUGUUGAAAAAGAAACCAAUAUUUCUACUGGUGAUUUUGAGAGGACAGAAGAAUGUCAAAACUUGAAGGUGGAUGCUUUGGAAGAGGUGACCCUUGCAGGGAUAAAUGGAGGUGCUGAAGCUAUGAAUUGGUUGAAUAUAGAAAAAGUGGCAAAUGGGUCAAUAGACAGCUUUGUUUACCAAGUUGAUGAGAAAACUACAGAUGAGCAUAUGAAAGAAAGACAGUUAGGUGUAAAAGAAAAAAUGGUUCAUUUCCAUCAAACGGAUAGUUCUGUAUUGCCAAAACUGUCCACGGAACUGGGAGAAGAUAAUACCCUGAACAUGUUACUGGCACAGCUCCAGGCUGGUGGCAUAGUUCAUGAACAGACAGGGAAGAAGAUGCUCCUGGAUGAGUCCAUUGCCUGUGGAGUUGUGCCUAGCCAUACAGCUGUCAAACUGCUGGGCAAGAUGAAAAUGUUCAGCGGCUUUUUUGAUGCAGAGAACUGCGAAUCAUUAACCACUGAAGAAGUAAUUGGUGAAGGACUCAUGGAUGAGAAACUUCUGCAGAAGGUGCUUGCAUCUGAUCAAGCCAUAAGCGGUGUUAUAGACCCACUAAGCAAAACCAUUUACUCCAUCAAGGAUGCAUCUGAGGUUGGUCUGUUGGACAAAGAAACUGCUGCAAGAAUUCUGGAAGGGCAGGUGGUUACUGGUGGAAUUGUUGACUUCAAGCGUAACAAGAAAAUGUCAGUCACGUUGGCAUCCAACCUUGGUCUACUACAACGACCGAUGCAAGAAGGUCUUAAGAAGCUAGAGAAAGCAUCUAAGGGGAAAGGUGUUGAUGAUGCAACCAAAGAGAAACUAAUUGUUUUGCAGGCUGAAACACGUGGUAUUUUAGAUCCUAAAACUAAAGAACCUUUGACGGUCACCCAGGCUGUAGAAAAGGGACUACUGGCUAAGGACAAAGCCUUUCAACUCCUGACCAAGCAGAUAGCCAGUGGAGGAAUCCUUCACCACAAAACAGGCAUAAGGCUUCCAGUUGAGGGUGCUAUGGAGCAUGGAUUGAUUGACCAAGCCUUCUACGAAGAUCUCAGAAAGGCAGAAAGUGUGUGCCUGCAUCAGCAUAUUCAUCCAGAAACCAAAGAACUUGUGUCAUUACCUCAAGCCAUAUCCCUGGGACUAGUCAGCUCAGAUUUUCAAAGCAAAGUUCAAGAGAUACAAGCCUCAACUGGAAGCAUAUUUGACCCUGUCUCUGGCCAGAAAGUUGCAUUGACUAAAGCUGUGAAGGAAGGGUUAUUGCCCAAGCAAAUUAUGGAAAAAGCAGUGGUAUCCUUUGAAAUGAAGCAUGCAGCCAUUCAACCAGAGAGCUGCAGAUUGGUCCCCUAUUCAGAAUUGGUCAGGGAAAGCAAGAUUGACAUUGAAUCAGGGCAGAGAUAUUUGGAGGUUGUUCCCUUUCGAGACCUCAAAGAUGAAGUGACCGGAAAUAUGCUCUUGUGUUCUCAGGCAGUUAAACUUGGUGAAGUAGACCCCAUGCUCGCUUUGAGAUUGUUGCAGGCUCAAGCAGACACAGGUGGCAUCAUAGAAACUUCUACUGGCCAAAGGUUGUCGCUGGCAUCUGCUUUGGAACGAGAAGUGGUGGAUGGAGAUACAGCGAAAAUCAUUGCAGUUAACCAGCUCUUGACUGGAGGAAUUGUUGGUGUUGAGAAUGGAGAACGAGUAACAUUAAAAGAGGCCAUUGAAAAAGGAUUAGUCAGCAAGAAAUUAGCCAAUGCAAUUGAAGAAAGUGUUCCAAUAACCAAUGAUGUAUCUGGACAUGAAGACUUGGGAAAACAUCAAGGAUACCAACCAGAGCUGUUGCUGCAAAAUGGUACAUCGAAGACUGAAAUAUUGGCCCUUUGUAAAAAUGAUACUGAGAGUGUUGUUGAAGAAGUGCGAUCUGAAUCAGUGGAUUGCAGCACAUCUGAAGACACCACUACUGAUUCUUUGAGAGGAAUUUGGGAGACACCAAAAGAAUUCAGUGAGACACUACUGCCCUCCCUUCCUCUUACUUCUGCCAGGGACAGUUUAGCUAGUCAACUUUUAGGGGAAGGUAAGCUGGCACCUGAGCUUGCCUUAAUGUUAGACCCAGUUGAAGCUGCAAGAGUGAAGAGCCAGAAAAAAACCGUUAGGGGGAAAAGUAAAUUGAGGGGAAAAGAGCUCUGGAAAGUAGAGUUAGAAGAGCAAGCAGAAAGUGAUCAAGUGAUGGAAAAGAAAUUGAAAGGAAUUGCAUCUCAGGAAGAUGUCAUGUUGAAGCAGUUCAUUAAUAGGGAACAGGAACAAAAAUGUUCUGAGGAAGAGAAUGAUAGCACAUCCAUCAUUCUUGAGGUAGCUCAGGGAGCCAUCUGCUUAGAAUCUCUGGAGAUGGCAGCAUCAAAGGAACUCAGUUCUGAAGGUGAGAAAGAAAAAGUUGACAUAAAUUCUAAAGUACCUGCCAGAGUUGCUGAGUCCAAGAAGAAGCCCUUGGAUAAAAUUGAACCACCAAGCCCAGGAACUGAAUUAAGAGCCCAGGAUUUUAGCACUUUAGAAAGCACUGAUGUAAAAACCACCAAGAAAAAGAAAACAAAAAAGAAUCGAAAACAGGUUCCUGUCCAAAUAGAAUCUUCCCAAGAGAGACUGUCUCUUCCUAUUCCAGAUUCCAAGGAAACAUUGAUGAGAAGAAUUGAGGAGGAGUUGGCCUCUGGUGUUAGAGAAACCUUCCUGGAGAAUAUGCCUGGCAGAGUGAUGAGCAAUCUGGUAACACCAGAACAAGCUGAGGUUAAAAGACCAGACUGGCAAGCAUUUACAAAAGAAAAGAAGCAAGUCCGAGUUAAAGAGAAUAUUACAGAUGACCAGAAAGUUAACAUUACCCCGAAAAAGGAUGAUCCCAGAAAGUUAACUGAAGAAGACACCAGCACUUCCCAUGAUGGGUUGGCCAUGAUAGAUAUACGAGAAGAAAAAGUAUUUCAAGAAAAGGCCAAAGAACCACUUUUGCCAGAAGACCGGACACCCAUUGUGACUGCUGUAGAUGACACAGAACCCUUUGGGCCAUCUGAGCCAAAGACAGAGGACCUGCAAAGCAGUGAGAUUUUAGAGGGCAAGAUAAGCUGUGAUUCUUCUUCGCCAUUGCUCACACAACAGGAUACAUUCCAGGAUACGGUCACUAGAGGAAGCGUCAGCAUUGAUGUUAAAGCAUUGUCCAUGGCUAAGCAAAGAGAGGAGACGUGGCAAGUUGAUUCUAAAGAAGACAAGACAGUCGGCCCAGUGGCACAGAUCCUGCGAGAGAAUGAGUUUCCAGAAGGCAUGAGAGAAUCUUCUAGAAUACCUCAUGUGCAACAGGAUGUAAUCCUGAAAAUAACCAGAGAAAACGAGAAUGCUGGUGAAGUCGAAGAAGGGGAAGAGAGACUGCGCGAUACUCCCAAACCAGCCAAGGCUCCAUACAGCAAACAGCUUUGCCUGAACUAUGACGAGAAAUUGGUUGUAUUGCUGUCCAGGGUGCGCGACAUUGAGAUGCGCAUCCAGCAGGUUCAGCUGGCAGAACUGGACUUGGUGGCGCUGCAGGACCAGCUUCGCCAGGCCGUGGCCUUGGAUGUAGAACUAAACAACCUGUCAGCUCCAGUGAAUCAGGAUCUGGAAACAGUGAGAGGGAUUGUGGCCAGACCUCCCCAAGAGGUCCCUGAGCAAUUACUGAAAGCUUUGGAGAAAGACGCCAAGAACCUUCAAAAGUCUUUUGGCUCUGUGAGUGAAGUCUUGGCCUCUUGGCUGCUAAACCUUCGCACUGCAGCAGAAGCAGAAAAGGCUAAAGUCCUAACGCAGCAUGAAAAGCUCCAGAGCAAACUGCAAGAGCUGCUGAGCUGGGUGUCCGACACCACACAGUUUCUCAACGGUCUUGAAUCCCACAGCACAACGGAUGCCAGCAGUUUGAAUUCCUGCCUUCAGAGCUACAUGGAGCUGAAAAUGCCCCUUGCAGACACCAAAGCUCAGCUCGACGAUGCAGCCUUUGACAUUCAGUUCUUCAUUUCCGAGCACGCUCAAGACUUGACCCCUGAGCAAAGCAGGCAGCUGCUGAGGCUGCUGAAUGAACUGCAGAGGUCUUUCCGGGAGCUUUCCGAGAGACUGGGCACUCGGGCGGAGGUCCUGCAGGUCUGUCUCCAGCAGGUGGAGCAGACAGAUCAGACACUCCAAGAACAGCACACAAUACGCAACCAGAAGUUGGAGGAAUUGUGCACCUGGAUGAAUCAGGCUGAGACCCAGCUGCUGCAUCCGCAGGAAGUCACUGGAGAAGGAGAACUCUCAGUGCUGGAACGGAGGCAGAGUGAUGUGAAGGACCUGCAGAGGAGCAUGCACAGCCGGGCAGCUUCCUUUGCAACCACCUUGAAAGCGACGGAGGAGUUCCUGGAGGAGAACCGAACAAAGCUAGACCCCAGGGAGCUGGCAUCCCUGCAAGGAAGAUUCUGUCAGGCUAAGGAGCAGUACCAGUCCUUGCAGGAGAGGGCGGAAGCGGCUCAGAAGGAGCUUGAGAGUGCUGUAAGCACCGUGGUGCAGCAGCAGACAGAAAAGGUUAGAGCUGUCAAAGACUUUGAAGAAAACCGGAAUAAGAUUGAAUCCCUUCUCCACUGGGUGGCUUCAUUGAAGCAGCACAGGGCGUUUGCAGAAGUAGCUGGAGGGCAUGGAGAUGGAAGAGUCCAAGAUAAUCUUGAUGGUCAAUGGAUGGAAGUGAACAGAGUUGAAGAGAAGCUCAGUUUGCACUACAACAACUUGAAGGUCCGCCACCAAGAGCUUCUCUCUCAGCAGCAAGACAUCAUUCUCACCACGCAGUCAGCCCAGGCCUUCCUGGACAAGCAAGGCCACAAUCUAGCACCAGAGGAGAAACAGAGACUCCAGGGAAGGCUAGAAGAGCUGAAGGACCAGUAUGCCACUGCCUUGUCUCAGUCAGAGGUGCAGCUCAAGCAAGUGCAGGCGCUCCGCGAUGAGCUGCAGAAAUUUCUGCGGGACCACAUGGAGUUUGAGGCCUGGCUGGAACAGGCUGAGCAGGAGUUGGAGAAGAUGCACGAGGGAGACGGCCGCCUCGAAUCCCUUCAGCCUAAGCUGCGCCGACAAAGCAGCUUCUCCGAAGAUGUGAUCUCCCACAAGGGAGAUUUGCGGUUUGUUACUAUGUCAGGGCAGAAAGUGCUGGAUGCCGAGAAGAUGGUGACUGCUGAGCCUGGAGGACCUCCAGUGCCUGCAGUUUUAGCCACUGGAACCUUAGUGAAGAGCAAGUUGGACGAUGCCACCAAGAGAUAUGGUGCUGUGCACUCCAAGUGUACUGCGCUUGGUUCUCAUCUGAACAUGCUGCUGGAUCGCUCACAACAAUUUCAGGAUGUAGCAGAAUCUCUGAGGACGUGGUUGCGAGAGAGCGAAGAGGGCGUGGCGAAUCUCCUUCUAGAGCCCGUGUCCUCGGACCCGGCCGUUUUGCAGAAGCAGCUUGCCAGUGCCAAAUGCCUGCAAGAGGAUCUUGCGGUGCAUCAGGUGCCUGUGGAGAAGCUUGAGAAGGCAGCUCGGUCCCUCCUGGAAAUACACAAAGCACCUGUACCCGACCACAGAGGGAUACAGCAAACCACAGAUUCCAUUGUGAGCCGUUUCCAGAAUCUUUCUUGCCGGAUGGCGGAGCGCUCAGAUCUCUUGCAGAAGUCCAUUGCCCAGUCUCAGAGUGUCCAGGAGGGACUGGAGAGCCUCCUUCAGUCCAUGGCUGACGUGGAGAAGGAUCUCCAGAAGGAGGAGGUGGCUGCUUUCUCCUCCACCUCCAUUCAAGAGGCUCUUGCCACAAACAUGAAACUGAAGCAGGACAUUGCUAGGCAAAAAAGCAGCCUGGAAGCUACACGGGAGAUGGUGACACGGUUCAUGGAGACUGCCGACAGCGCCACGGCUGCAGCCCUGCAGAGCCAGCUUGCGGAGGUGACGGAGCGCUUUGGCCGCCUGUGGCGGCAGCGGCAAGAGAAGGAGGACGGCCUGAAGGAUCUUCUCCCCAAAGUGGAGCAGUUUGAACAGCUCUCUGAGAAGCUCCAGCAGUUCACUGAGAGCCGGACGCGGCUACUGGCCUCGGGGAACCAGCCCGAUCAUGGCAUUGCUCACUUCUCCCAGCAGAUCCAGGAACUGAAUUCUGAGAUGAAGCAGCGGCAGGAAGACCUGGACACAUUGGAACGUCUGACUACAGAGCUGAGCUCUUGUGGAUUUGCCAUGGUGGGCUCUUCCUUGCACCAGGAGAAGGUGCGCGAUUUGCGGAAAGACUUCUUGCAACUGCAGAAAGCAGCAAAGGAGAGAGAGAAAGGUGCAUCAUCCUGCCAGGAGCAGUUGGAUGAAUUCCGAAAACUGGUUGGGUCCAUCAGGCAGUGGCUGAAAGAAACUGAGGGGAAUAUCCCAGCCAUGGAGACUUCUUUGGGCAGCCAUGAGUUGGAGAAGCGGAUGCAGCAAAUUGAGGUCUUCUUGGAAGAAUGGACAGGAAAGGGAGUUCUCGUGGAGGAGAUAAACCGCAGAGGGACAGCCUUAGAGAAUUUAAUAGUUGAGAUUACAGCUCCCGAUGCACAAUCCAAGACAGGUUCUGUGCUGCCCGCUGGGGGAAGUUCUAUAGGCAGCGUUAAUGGAUAUCACACCUGCAAAGACUUGACAGAGAUCCAGUGUGAUGUGUCAGAUGUGAACCAGCAGUACGAGGCGCUCGGGGAUGCCUUACGGGGACGCCAGGAACACCUGUCAGCCAUGUUGGCAAAGAUGAGAGAUGCCCAGGAGGAGGUGGGCUCCGUGCUGAAGUGGCUGGAGUCGAAGGAGCAGGCCUUGACGGCACUGGAAGCUUCCUCCUCGCCUACCAAGUCAGAGACGAUGAGGGCUCAAGCAGAGCACAACAAGGCACUUCUGGCUGAGCUGGAGCAGAAUGCUGUAAAGAUUCAGAAAGCAAAGGAGUUGCUCUCUGGGCUCCUGGAGAAAUAUCCUGAAUCGCCAGAAGCAGAAAAUUGGAAGAGGAUGUUGGAGGACUUAAAUUCCAGGUGGGAGCAUGCCAACCAGGUGACGGUGGAGCGGCAGCAGAAGCUUGAGAAAUCGGCCAAUGAGCUGGCAAGUUUCCAGGUGGCUGAAGGCCAGCUGCGCCCAUGGCUGAUGGAGAAGGAGCUCAUGAUGAGUGUGCUUGGCCCCCUGUCCAUCGAUCCCAACAUGCUGAAUGCACAAAAGCAGCAGGUCCAGUUCAUGCUGAAGGAAUUUGAAGCUCGCAAGCAGCAGUACGACCAGUUGAAUGAGGCAGCCCAAGGGAUACUGACCUGCCCCAAGGAAAUGUCUCCAUCCACCAACCACAUGCAUGAGGAGCUCCAAGCUGUCAACCAGAAAUGGACUGAGCUCACAGAGCGGCUCAACUCCCGUUCCAGCCAAAUCGACCAGGCCAUUGUCAAGAGCACCCAGUACCAAGAGCUGCUUCAGGUGUUGUCUGAGAAGGUUAAGGCUGCUGGGCAACGCCUGAGCACCCAACCUGCCAUCAGCACCCAGCCAGAGGCUGUGAAGCAGCAGCUGGAGGAAACGAGCGAAAUCCGGUCUGACCUGGAGCAGCUGGAAGACAGGAUCACGGAGGCUCAGGGCCUGUGUGAAGAGCUCUCUGUUCUCAUUGGAGAACCGUACCUCAAGGAUGAACUGAAGAAGCGCUUGGAAACCGUGGCUCUCCCUCUCAGGGGCUUGGAGGACUUGGCAGGUGACCGGAUGAAUCGAUUGCAGACGGUGCUGGCAAGCUCCAAGCAGUUCCAGCAGAUGUUUGAUGAGCUCCAUACUUGGCUGGAUGACAAAGUGAGGCAGCAGGCACAGAGCGGGCCAAUCUCAGCCAAGCUGGAAAGGUUGCAGUCUCAAAUCCAGGAGCAGGAAGAACUGCAAAAGAGCCUCAACCAACACAGCGGCUCCUAUGAAAUGAUUGUGAAGGAGGGCGAGUCUUUGCUUCUCUCUGUUCAUCCUGGGGAGGAAAAGGCCAGUUUACAAAGCCAGCUGAUCAACUUGAAAACAAACUGGGAGGAGCUUAGUAAGCAAAUUUUGGACCGGCACUCCAAACUCAAGGACUGCUUACAGAAGGCUCAGAAAUACCAGCGUCAUGUAGAAGACCUUUUCCCAUGGGUGGAGGAUUGCAAGUUAAAGAUGUUGGAGCUGGAAGUCACUCUGGAUCCAGUGCAGCUGGAAGCCACUCUCCUGAGGUCAAAGGCCAUGUUGAGCGAUGUAGAGAAACGGCGCUCUCUUCUGGAGAUGCUGAACAGUGCAGCUGACAUCCUCAUUAACGCAUCGGAAAUGGAUGAAGACGACGUCCGGGAUGAGAAAGCAAGGAUCAACCAGAAGAUGGAUGCCAUUACAGAGGAGCUCCAAGCAAAGACGGGUUCCCUUGAAGAAAUGUCACAACGCCUGAAGGAGUUCCAAGAAAGUCUUCGGAACAUUGAGAAGAAACUACAAGGGACAAAGCACCAGCUAGAAAUUUAUGAGGCUCUAGGUCCUCAGGCCUGCAGUGGUAAGAACUUGGAGAAGCUGAGAGUCCAACAGGAAACUCUCCAGGCAUUGGAACCCCAGGUGGAUUACCUAAGGAAUUUCACUCAAGGUCUGGUGGAAGAUGCUCCAGAUGGGUCAGACUCGUCCCAUCUCUUAUGCCAGGCUGAGGCCACCCAGCAAGAUUUCAAAGCAGUCAAACAAAAAGUCAACGAAUGUUGUGGACUUAUGGAAAGCAAACUUGAAGGAAUUGGACAAUUUAAUAAUCAUAUUCGAGAGAUGUUCUCUCAUCUGGCCGACUUAGACGAUGAGUUAGAUAGCAUGGGCCCAGUUGGGAGAGAUAUGGACAGCCUCCAGUCCCAAGCAGAAGAUGUCCAUGAAUUCCUGGGCAAACUUCAGCGGCUGAGGUUGGACAUCCAAGCUUCUGAAGAGAAAUGCAGGCAGAUGUUGGAUGAUGAAGGAAGCCCUGACCUCAUAGGACUGAAACGUGAACUGGAGACCUUAAAUAAGCAAUGUGGCAAGUUGACUGAAAGAGGCAAAAGUCACCUGGAACAGGUGGACACAACACUGGCUCGUGUCAAGGACUUCUACAACAAGCUGAAGGAGCUGAACUACAUGACAGCCACUGCAGAAGAGAGUGAAGCAUUGCAAUGGGUGGUCGGGACAGAAGUGGACGUGAUCAACCAGCAGUUGUCAGAUUUCAAGACGUUCCAGAAGGAGCAAGUCGACCCUCUUCAGCUGAAACUGCAGCAAGUCAAUGGACUUGGGCAGGGACUUGUCCAGAGUGCGGGAAAGGAUUGCGACGUGCAGGGCUUGGAACAUGACAUGGAAGGCAUCAACGCCCGGUGGAAUACCCUCAACAAAAAGGUGGCCCAGAGAAUUGCGCAACUGCAAGAAGCCCUGUUGCAUUGUGGGAAAUUCCAGGAUGCCUUGGAGCCUUUGCUCAGCUGGCUAGCAGACACUGAGGAGCUCAUCUCCAACCAAAAGCCACCAUCUGCUGAAUAUAAAGUGGUGAAGGCUCAGAUCCAGGAGCAAAAGCUGCUCCAACGUCUCCUGGAUGACCGGAAAGCUACUGUUGAGAUGAUCCAAGCAGAGGGUGGGAGAAUAGCCCAGUCUGCCGAACCAGUGGAUCAGGAGAAGAUAGUUGGCCAACUAGACAGUCUUGGAAACCACUGGGCAGGCCUUCUCGGCAAAGCUACGGCCAGGCAAAUUCAGCUGGAGGAGAUCCUGGUUUUGGCCAAGCAAUUCCACGAGACGUCCGAGCCCAUCUCUGACUGGUUGUCAGUGACGGAAAAGAAACUGGCCAACUCCGAGCCCAUUGGGACUCAGACUGCAAAAAUCCAGCAGCAGAUCGCCCGGCACAAGGCUCUAGCAGAAGAGAUAGAGGGUCGCGCUGCGGCGGUGUCUCAGGCGGUCAUAAUUGGGCAGUCCCUGGCCGCCCUGAGCUGCCAAGCCGAGCAGGCCUUGCUGGCCGAGAAACUCGACCUCCUCGAGUCACGCUACGCGGAGAUCUGUGACAAGUGUGGCCGGAAGGCGGCCCUUCUCGACCAGGCUUUGUCCAACGCCCGGCUCUUUGGGGAGGACGAGGUGGAGGUUCUCAACUGGCUGGCUGAGGUUGAGGACAAGCUCAGCUCAGUGUCCGUCAAGGAUUACAAGCGGGAUGUCCUGCAGAGGCAGCAUGCAGACCAGCUGGCUUUGAAUGAUGAGAUUGUGAACCGCAAGAAGAAUGUAGACCAGGCCGUUAAGAAUGGGCAGGCCCUCCUGAAACAAACCACAGGGGAAGAGGUGCUCCUUAUCCAAGAGAAACUAGAUGGCAUCAAGACCCGUUACUCUGACAUCACCGCCACCAGCUCAAAGGCUCUCCGGACAUUAGAGCAGGCGCGGCAACUGGCCACCAAGUUCCAGUCUGCGCAUGAGGAGCUGACUGGCUGGAUAACUCAAGUGGAAGAGGAGCUGAUGUCUGGUGGGGGGCUUUCUCCUGUCGGAGAGCAGAUCCCUCAGUUCCAGCAGAGGCAGAAGGAGCUGAAGAAGGAGGUGAUGGAACACAGGCUUAUUCUGGACACCGUGAAUGAAGUGAGUCGCGCCCUCUUGGAGCUGGUGCCCUGGCGUGCCCGCGAAGGGCUGGAUAAGGUCGUCUCGGAUACUAACGAGCGGUACAAACUGAUCAGCGACACCAUCAAGCAAAGGGUGGAAGAAAUCGAUGCUGCGAUACAAAGGUCCCAACAGUACGAGCAAGCGGCCGAUGCAGAGCUCGCCUGGGUCGCUGAGACAAAACGGAAACUGUCCGCGCUUGGCCCCAUUCGCCUGGAGCAAGACCAAACCACCGCACAGCUGCAGGUCCAGAAGGCUUUCUCUAUUGACAUAAUUCGACACAAAGAUUCUGUGGAUGAGCUGUUGAGCCAGCGCAGUGAGAUUUUUGGAACUUGUGGAGAGGAACAAAAAGCCAUGCUCCAGGAGAAGACGGAGUCUCUUCUGAAGCAGUACGAGGAUAUCAGCCACCUGAAUUCGGAGCGCUAUGCCCGCCUGGAGCGGGCCCAGGUCUUAGUCAACCAGUUCUGGGAGACCUACGAGGAGCUCAACCCGUGGCUUGAGGAGACGCAGGUGCUAAUCGGGCAGCUGCCCCCUCCGGCAGUCGACCACGAGCACCUCAAGCAACAGCAAGAAGACAUGAGGCAACUGAGGGAGUCUAUCGCCGAACACAAGCCCCAUAUUGACAAGCUGCUGAAGAUCGGGCCGCAAUUGAAGGAGCUGAACCCGGAAGAAGGGGAGAUGGUCCAGGAGAAGUACUCGGCAGCGGAAGCCGCCUAUGCCCGCAUCAAAGAGGAGGUCCGCCAGCGGGCUCUGGCACUGGAUGAAGCCGUCUCGCAGUCAACGCAGUUCCAUGAUAAGAUUGAGCCAAUGCUGGAGACUCUGGAGACCCUCUCCUCCCGCCUGCGCGUGCCCCCACUCAUCCCGGCCGAGGUCGAAAAGAUCCGGGAAUGCAUCAGUGACAACAAAAACGCCACGAUGGAGCUGGAGAAGUUGCAGCCGUCCUUCGAAGCUCUGAAACGCCGCGGGGAAGAGCUGAUUGGGAGAUCGCAAGGAGCAGAGAAGGAUCUAGCGGCCAAAGAAAUCCGGGAUAAAUUAGAUCAGAUGGUGUUUUUUUGGGAGGACAUCAAAACUCGGGCCGAGGAACGUGAAAUCAAAUUCCUCGAUGUCCUGGAACUGGCAGAGAAAUUUUGGUAUGACAUGGCUGCACUGCUGACCACCAUCCGAGAUACGCAGGACAUUGUCCAUGACCUGGAGAGUCCUGGGAUUGACCCAUCAAUCAUCAAACAGCAGGUUGAAGCAGCAGAGACUAUCAAGGAGGAAACGGACAGUUUACACGAAGAACUGGAAUUCAUCCGGAUCCUCGGGACCGAUCUGAUUUUUGCCUGUGGCGAGACCGAAAAGCCAGAAGUGAAGAAAAGCAUUGAUGAGAUGAACGGUGCCUGGGAAAACCUGAACAGAACCUGGAAGGAGAGGCUCGAGAGGCUGGAGGAGGCCAUGCAGUCGGCAGUGCAGUAUCAGGAUACCCUGCAGGCCAUGUUUGACUGGCUGGACAACACCGUGAUUAAACUCUGCAACAUGCCCCCCGUGGGUACGGACCUCAACACUGUCAAAGAGCAGCUGAACGAGAUGAAGGAAUUUAAAAUGGAAGUUUACCAGCAGCAAAUUGAGAUGGAGAAACUGAAUCACCAAGGGGAGCUUAUGCUUAAAAAAGCUACAGAUGAGACGGACAGAGACAUCAUUAGGGAGCCUCUGACAGAGCUGAAGCAUCUCUGGGAGAACCUGGGUGACAAAAUAGCCCAUCGGCAGCACAAGUUGGAAGGAGCUCUCUUGGCCCUCGGCCAAUUUCAACACGCGUUGGCCGAGCUGAUGUCAUGGCUGACCCACACGGAAGAGCUGCUGGAUGCACAAAGGCCCAUCAAUGGUGACCCCAAGGUCAUUGAAGUGGAAUUAGCGAAGCACCACGUGCUGAAAAACGACGUGCUGGCCCACCAGUCUACAGUGGAAACGGUGAACAAGGCUGGCAAUGAGCUCCUGGAAUCCAGCGCAGGGGACGAUGCCAGCAGCCUUCGGGUCCGGCUCGAGACAAUGAAUUCGUGCUGGGAGUCGGUGCUGCAGAAGACAGAGGAGCGGGAGCAGCAGCUGCAGAUGACCCUUCAGCAGGCUCAGGGUUUCCAUGGUGAAAUAGAAGACUUCCUUCUGUGGCUCACAAGGAUGGAGAACCAGCUGUCGGCCUCCAAACCGACAGGUGGGCUGCCGGAAACUGCUCGGGAACAACUGAAUGCCCAUAUGGAGCUCUACGCCCAGUUCAAAGCCAACGAGGAGCCCUAUGGCCAACUCCUGGCUAAGGGGAGGCUGAUGCUUCUCAGCCGGGAUGACUCUGGAUCCGGAUCAAAGACAGAGCAAAGCGUGGCUCUCUUGGAACAGAAGUGGGGCCUCGUCAGUACGAAGAUGGAGGAGCGGAAGUCCAAGCUGGAGGAGGCGCUCAGCUUGGCAACGGAGUUCCAGAAUUCCCUGCAGAGCGUCAUCAUCUGGCUUACUGGCGAUGAGCAGUUUUUGAACGUGGCUCCUCUACCCAGCUUCAUCCUCGACACUGUGCUCUCGCAGAUAGAAGAUCACAAGGUGUUUGCCAAUGAAGUGAAUGCCCACCGAGACCAGAUCAUUGGCCUGGACCAAAGUGGGAGCCAGCUGAAGUUCCUCAGUCAGAAGCCGGACGUGGCCCUCAUCAAGAACCUCCUGGCCAGUGUGCAGUCCCGCUGGGAGAAGGUCGUCCAGCGGUCCGUUGAAAGGGGACGGGCCCUGGACGAUGCCCGGAAGCGGGCGAAACAGUUCCACGAAGCUUGGAAAAAGCUGGUCGACUGGUUGGAAGAUGCUGAAAAUCAUCUGGACUCUGAGCUGGAAAUUUCCAAUGAUCCCGACAAGAUCAAACUGCAGCUCUCUAAGCACAAGGAGUUCCAAAAAACCCUGGGUGGCAAACAGCCUGUUUAUGACACCACGAUCCGGACGGGAAGAGCCUUGAAAGAGAAAGCACAAUUCCCAGAUGAUACCCAAAGCCUGGACCAUCUCCUCGGAGAAGUCCGUGACAAAUGGGACACCGUCUGUGGCAAGUCGGUGGAAAGGCAACAUAAACUGGAAGAGGCACUUCUGUUCUCCGGCCAGUUCAUGGACGCAUUGCAAGCACUGGUUGACUGGUUGUACAAGGUGGAGCCGCAGCUGGCUGAAGACCUGCCUGUCCACGGGGACCUGGAUCUGGUCAUGAACUUAAUGGAUGCCCACAAGGUUUUCCAGAAAGAACUUGGCAAACGAACGGGCACCGUGCAGGUGCUCAAGCGCUCAGGCCGAGAGCUUAUUGAGAACAGCCGCGAUGACACCACAUGGGUGAAAGUGCAGCUGCAGGAACUGAGCACCCGCUGGGACACCGUCUGCAAGAUGUCUGUCUUGAAGCAAACCCGGCUGGAGGAGGCCUUGAAACAGGCGGAAGAGUUCCGGACUGCUGUCCACUUGCUGCUGGAGUGGCUCUCUGAAGCUGAGCAAACCCUCCGCUUCAGGGGAGCUUUGCCCGACGAUGCCGAAGCCCUGCAGUCACUCAUUGAUAUACACAAGGAGUUCAUGAAGAAGGUUGAAGAGAAAAGAUUAGAUGUGAACUCCGCGGUGGGCAUGGGGGAAGUCAUCUUAGCAGUGUGCCACCCGGACUGCAUCACCACCAUCAAGCACUGGAUCACCAUCAUCCGCGCUCGGUUUGAAGAAGUUCUCACGUGGGCAAAACAGCACCAGCAGCGUCUUGAAGUGGCCCUGUCGGAACUGGUAGCCAACGCUGAGCUGUUGGAGGAGCUCCUGGCCUGGAUUCAGUGGGCCGAGACGACGCUGAUCCAGCGGGACCAGGAGCCCACGCCGCAGAACAUCGAGCAGGUCAAAGCCCUUAUUGCAGAGCACCAGUCCUUCAUGGAAGAAAUGACCCGAAAGCAGCCGGACGUGGACCGCGUCACGAAAACAUACAAGAGGAAAGCCACGGAGCCGGCUCACGGACCUUUCACCGAGAAAUCCCGCAGCAAUAGAAAACCCUUGAGCCAGACGGCCCCUCCCCCGAUGCCUAUCCUCUCGCAGUCGGACGCGAAGAACCCGCGCAUCAACCAGCUGUCGGCCCGCUGGCAGCAGGUGUGGCUGCUGGCGCUGGAGCGGCAGCGCAAGCUCAACGACGCCCUGGAUAGGCUGGAAGAGUUAAAAGAGUUUGCAAACUUUGACUUUGACGUGUGGCGGAAGAAGUACAUGCGUUGGAUGAACCACAAGAAAUCACGCGUGAUGGACUUUUUCCGGCGGAUCGACAAAGACCAGGAUGGGAAAAUCACCCGGCAGGAGUUCAUCGAUGGGAUCCUGGCGUCUAAAUUCCCCACGACUAAGUUAGAAAUGACAGCUGUAGCCGACAUCUUUGACCGUGAUGGGGAUGGUUACAUCGACUACUAUGAGUUUGUAGCUGCUCUGCACCCUAACAAAGAUGCUUACCGGCCAACUACAGAUGCAGACAAAAUUGAAGACGAGGUGACAAGGCAAGUGGCUCAGUGUAAAUGUGCUAAGAGGUUCCAAGUGGAGCAGAUUGGAGAGAACAAGUACCGGUUCUUCCUCGGCAACCAGUUUGGCGAUUCGCAACAGUUGCGGCUGGUCCGUAUUCUGCGUAGCACAGUCAUGGUUCGCGUUGGCGGAGGAUGGAUGGCCCUGGAUGAGUUUUUAGUGAAAAAUGAUCCUUGUAGAGUUCACCACCCUGGAAGUAAAAUAAAACGCUCUGAUUCCAGCUCUUCGAUUGCCAGUCAGUCUCCGAUAGCACGAGGAAGAACUAACCUCGAACUUCGAGAGAAAUUCAUUCUCCCAGAGGGAGCUUCUCAGGGAAUGGCACCGUUCCGGUCCAGGGGCCGCAGGUCAAAGCCCUCUUCUCGGGCCGCCUCCCCGACACGCUCCAGUUCCAGUGCCAGCCAGAGCAACCACAGCUGCACUUCCAUGCCAUCGUCCCCAGCCACGCCGGCAAGUGGGACCAAGACUCCGCAUCACUUCACUCGUUGUUAUGACAAACCCUGGUUGGUAAACAGCAAGGCAGGUACCCCUUUGAGGGGCUACGAUAGUGCUGACCUCCACCUGUCUGCUUCUGAGGUCACUCCGUCUUCAAGCAGCAAGCUGAAACGGCCCACUUUCCACUCGAGCCGAACCUCUCUCGCUGGCGAUACCAGUAACAGCUCUUCGCCAGUUUCUUCAGGUGCCAAAACUAAUCGGGCUGAUCCUAAGAAAACAGCCAGUCGUCCUACAAGCCGCGCUGGGAGCCGCACUGGGAGCAGAGCCAGCAGCCGGCGGGGCAGCGACGCCUCCGACUUCGAUCUUCUGGAAACCCAGUCGGCCUGUUCAGACACUUCGGAAAGCAGCGCCACAGGGGGACAGAGCAGUUCCCGGCGGGGCAUGGCAAAGCCCUCCAAAAUCCCCACCAUGUCCAAGAAGACGACCGCUGCCACCCCCAAAAAUCCCGGCCCCAAAAGAUAAUGCGGCACCCACGCCUACAGACACAAAGGAAAACCUGUGUCCCGUUUUUAGCCCGGCUUCGUACAUUGGAUGUAUAUUUAUUCUACGUGGGAGAAAUUAUAUUGUUAAAAGUGUAAAAGAAUAAUUGUGUUAUGAAGCUGCCUUAUUUUGUUCUGUUAAUUUUUUUUAUUUUAUUUUAUUUUUUUUGUACGUUACUAUUUUCAUGUGAAUAUUUAUGUAGAUAAAACUUGCCUUCUGGUGACCCUCUUUGCGUUGGGGGCCCCAGGGAAAAGAAAUGUGGGGGAGAGCAGAAGCAAGCAAAAGGUCAAGAUGUGAAAAUGUAAAAACGAAACACGAAAACAAACAGACAAAAAAAUAUAAAUGGGAUUUCUGUGCAGUGCAGGAGGUGAUCCUGCGUUAUCUUUUAGGGUUGUUUCCUAAAUGCAUCUUUAUAAAAACUUAACUUGCUGUCUCAGCAAGGUAAAUUAUGUUUAAAAGCAACACCUGAACAUCCAGCAGUGUUCAAGGAACUCUCUUUUUUUUUCUUUUUUUGUGUAAAUCAUGGAUACCUCAAUAAGAGAGAAACAUGUGGUGUAGGGGAUCUGGGGCUUCUGUUUCCAGUUUUUAAAAGAAAUCAUUGUGGUUUUACCUGAAGAUAAAGUGGAGUGAGUUUGAAUUCGUCAAUAAACUUUGCACACGCUUCAUUCAAAUAAAGGUGUUCACUAAAAAUGCUGUAUUUAGCAAAACAAAAUCCCUGUCAGCUGCUGGGCUUUUAAAGAGCAACCAGUGCGACAUUUUCAGGGGUGACGCUUGCCGCUGUCCAGAGCCAUCAGGCACCACCGGUGUGGAAGAUUCUGGGGGUGAGGGGCGCACGGCGUUGCCUUUGCGCAGCGGGGCAAAAUGGGAGUUUCUGCAACUUGUUUCUCCUGUCUUGCCCCUGUAAAAAACACACACACAACUGACAUCACUUUUUAGUUCACAAACUGCUAUUUAACUGCAUCAUUUCCUAUUUAUUAUUUCAACUGACCUGCGGGAGACCCUGCACGCCAGCGAAGAAGAGCUGCCUUCAACACGCACAGUCGCUUGUUCUUAGAAACGUUAAAAGAGUGUAUCACCAGCAGCCCACGUGAACGCCGGCCCCCUCUCUCCCGCCUGUCCUGCGCCCCCCCCUUUUCCCUUUAUGAAGGGAAGAAGACGACAGGCGAGUGGGCGAUAAUGACCGCAAAGACGGGAGAGGGGAGGGAAUUGGGGGGCAACCUGGUCUUCCGGUAUUUAUUAACUUGUGCUCUUUCCCUGCUCUGACUGACCAUAUUGCUGUGUGAUUCUCUCAGUUGGUUUAAUUGAGCCAGAACCUGAAGCUCUACCAAUGAAUUGUUUAAAAAAAAAAAAGACACUUUUUGUAUUAAAAUUGCUUGCAGUAAUAAUAAAAAAAGAAAUUUGCCUCUAAUUUUAUGCUGCAUAGUAAACCACUGGAUUGUGGGGAGGGGGGGGAUUUACAGGCUCAUGUUUUCCUCCCGUGACUUUUCCUCCCUCCGAGAAGUGAACCCGGUUCUUCAUCUGUGGUUACUUGUUCUCAAGCCAUCUGAACCACCACAUGGUGAACUAGGGGUUUCCAAGCAAUCACAGGUUAUUGUGAAAUCAACCAGCUUAGUUUUCAUACAGGGCCUCUGAUCAGUGCUAAGAGAUCCACUCUGCUUGCUCCUGGCUUUUGCACAACUUGUACAUCUGCUUCUCUGUCUAAAGCCCCUUUAAAGCCAUCUAAGCCAGUGGCUUUAAAAGGACAAAUCCAGAAGGCUAUCAGUGACUACUAGUCGUACUGGCUCUGUGGAACCCCCAUGGCCAGAGACCGUCUACCUCUCAGUACUGGGAGAGGGUAACCACUUUGCAUGCCUUGUGACCUCUCUGGUGACCACUUGGGCCAGAGGAUGCUGGACUAGAUUCCCUUUUGGCCUGAUCCAGCAGGGCUCUUCUGACUUUGCUACAUCUCAGCAGACGUCUUUAUUACAAGCUGGCAUCUGUGGGCAAAGGCGUUGUACUACUCAUUCCUCUGCCUUCCUCCUUACUAUCUUAAGAUGGGGCUCUAGGCUUAACACCACAACCUUGCCCAGAAACAAUUCCUGCUACCCCGUUUAUUAUUAUUUUUAAUCUCUAGGCUAAGGAGAAGUUUUGUACAACUCAGAAAUUUGCAUCCUAUAUUGUAAACCUAACAUUGGUUGCUCCUAAUAAAGGUGGUGUUUUACAGCA